This is a messenger RNA of Grus americana (Whooping crane), 2744 nucleotides long. It is a transcript of the gene ADAP1, whose product is annotated as ArfGAP with dual PH domains 1. Gene Ontology annotation, molecular function: GTPase activator activity; phosphatidylinositol bisphosphate binding. The transcript has 11 exons. Gene Ontology annotation, cellular component: intracellular membrane-bounded organelle; plasma membrane. NCBI's taxonomy places the organism in Eukaryota, Metazoa, Chordata, Aves, Gruiformes, Gruidae. Gene Ontology annotation, biological process: positive regulation of GTPase activity. The record is from RefSeq and is a predicted model, not a curated record. Bases 331 to 1458 code for a protein of 375 amino acids.
AGCCCUCAGCCCCCCGGGCCCGGCGGAAGGCGGAACCGGCGCCGUGCCCGGGCGGGCGGGCUCCAGCUCUCCGGCAGCAGCUGCGGCGGCGGGAUUGAGGAGGCGUCCAGGGCAGAAACCGCCCCGGCGCGUCCCCUCCCGGCGGCGGCGCGGCCCGCCCGAGGCGUUCACCUUGCGCGGGGCGAGCGGGGCCGCAUGGAGCAGCCCGGGCGCGCCGCCCGCCUCGCCAGCGCCCCCCGCCCCGCGCCAUGAAGCUCGCCUAGCCGCGGCGGAGCCGACCGGAGCCCCGCACCGCCUGCCUGCCUGCCUGCCCGCCCGCCCGCCGCCCCCAUGGCGAAGGAGAGGAGCAGGAAGGCGCUGGUGGAGCUGCUCCAGCGGCCGGGCAACGCGGCGUGCGCCGACUGCGCCGCCCCGGACCCAGACUGGGCAUCCCACAGCCUAGGGAUCUUCAUCUGCUUGAAUUGUUCAGGAAUCCAUCGCAAUAUCCCACAAGUCAGCAAAGUGAAGUCGGUCCGUCUGGACGACUGGGAUGAUGCUCAAGUGGAGUUUAUGGCCUCGAAUGGAAACAACGUAGCAAAAGCAAAAUACGAAUCUAAAAUGCCACCGUUUUAUUACAAGCCAACGUUUCUUGACUGUCAACUGCUGCGGGAACAGUGGAUCAGAGCCAAAUACGAACGAAAAGAGUUCAUUCACAGCGAGAAGCAGGAGCCUUAUUCCGCAGGGUACCGAGAAGGAUUUCUGUGGAAGAGAGGACGCGACAACGGGCAAUUCUUAAGCCGAAAAUUCGUGUUAUCGGAGAGGGAAGGUGCGCUGAAGUACUUCAACAAAAAUGACGCAAAAGAACCCAAAGCAAUUAUGAAGAUUGAACAUCUAAAUGCGACUUUCCAGCCUGCAAAAAUCGGGAACCCACACGGACUGCAGAUCACUUACUUGAAGGACAAUAGCACAAGGAACAUCUUUGUCUAUCAUGAAGAUGGCAAGGAAAUAGUGGAUUGGUUCAACGCCAUCCGGGCAGCACGUUUUCAUUACUUACAAGUGGCAUUCCCGGGAGCCAGCGAUGUUGACCUGGUGCCAAAGCUUUCUAGAAACUACCUGAAGGAGGGGUACAUGGAGAAAACGGGGCCAAAGCAAACAGAGGGAUUCAAGAAGCGAUGGUUCACCAUGGAUGACCGACGGCUCAUGUAUUUCAAAGAUCCCCUGGAUGCCUUUGCCCGAGGGGAAGUCUUUAUUGGGAGCAAGGAGAACAGCUACAAGGUCCUGGAAGGGCUCCCGCCAUCCACGCAGGGAAACCACUGGCAGCACGGGAUAACCAUCGUCACCCCGGAUCGGAAAUUCCUCUUUGCCUGCGAGACGGAGGAUGAUCAGCUGGAGUGGAUUACGACUUUUCAGAAAGUUAUAAGCCGGCCGAUGCUGCCUCAGGAAUACGCAGUGGAAGCCCAUUUCAAACAUAAACCUUAGCUGGGACUGGCUGGGCAGACCUGAGGAGUGAGCUUCUGUUUACAACACAACAUGGUUUUAUUUGAAAUGUUAAAAAUAAUGAAUAAUAAUAAUAACAGUAGUAAUUAAUAAUAAUAAUAAUAAUACUUCCCUUUCCCCUCAUCAUUCACUUGAUCAUGCCGGAAACCAAGAAAGGUGGCAGUGAAAUGUCGGAGAAGAUGCUGAUCCAACCCGAAAUUCGGCUCUGUGGCGGCUCUGCGGGAUGCGCCGCUGGGACAGGUGCUCCUGCGACCCCGUCACCCCCCCCCCACCCCAAAAGGGGUGUCCCACCUGGCUUUGGCAGGAGAGCGAAGACUGUUGGUGGCCCAUCGGGGGGGCGAUGGGGCUUUUCCCCAGGAGCGGGUCCCUGGGGCUGGAGCUGAGCGAGCGUCCCCGCAGCCCCAGCUCUGCCCGCCCCUUCCCCGGGGGCUGCGGGUCCCUCAGCAGUGACGUCUGCACCGACCCAGACGGUGAUGCGUGAAAUGGCAUCGGGGUAAACGAUAAGUAAAUUACCUCAUCUGGGCGCGGUGGGGCAAAUGGGAUUUAGAAAGAGGAAAUCAGCACCGUUGGCCUCGUUAGCUGCUUAAUGAGGGGUAUGGAGGAGAGGUGCCCAGCGGGGGCAGAGCAGCAUCGGCCCCCCCAGCCCUGCAAGGGGGACACCGAGCCACAAGACGAUGCCGAGGAAGCGAAGCUUUUGGGGUUGGGGCCCGUGCUUUGCUCCCCGGGUCAUUCCUGUUUUAUGGUUCGGGGGGUUCACCCCAUCUUGGGAGCCCAGUGUGGGUGGCGGGGGGGGUUGAGCUUUAGGUGCGGUUUUGCUGACAGGCAUUGUAAGAGCCUGUCCCAGCCCUGGCAGGCGCAUCCCUCCAGCUGACGGCACUUUGCUUCUCCAGACUGGUGGUUGCACUUUUUUUUUUUUUCCCCUCCAAAAAUUCUCUCAAAUUUUUAUGUUGAUUUUUUUUUCUUGCCAAAAAAAAAAAAAAAAAAGAAAAAGCUGCUUGAAGUGACGUUUCAGCGCCGUGUUGAGCACUGUAAUUCCUGCGGUCGGGGCAGGCAGGCUGGGACCUGUACACCAUGUGCUGGAUUUUUACCCAAAACUGAAAUUUCCGUCGUCCACUGAAGUACCAGCCCCAGACACGGACCUGUCCGACGCGUUUCUUACGUUGGUGUGUGUAAAUGAGAGCAUCUCAUCGGCUGUAUGCAUUCGUUCUGUCACUGGUAAGACAACUGUGGUACUAAAUGUCAUUCGAACCAAUAAAUUAUUAUGUCAA